Messenger RNA from Pseudozyma flocculosa PF-1, 5067 nucleotides. RefSeq lists its product as uncharacterized. The transcript has 3 exons. Bases 1 to 5067 code for a protein of 1688 amino acids. Lineage: Eukaryota; Fungi; Basidiomycota; Ustilaginomycetes; Ustilaginales; Ustilaginaceae. The record is from RefSeq and is a predicted model, not a curated record.
AUGGCCUCGACGGGCGUGCCCAUCGAGCAGUCUCAAAGACCAGAUGACCCCUUGCUCCAAGACUCGCUGCCUGGCGCAGAGUCGCUCGACGAUGUCAGCGCCACGCUCGAAGAUCCGCGAAUCGACGGCGCCGUCUACCACGACUACCACCCGGACGUUCCGGAGCUCGCCUCGCCGCUGCCGGCCUCGCGCGGGCCGACGGCGGACCCGGUCGGAUCGUCUGCCGCUCCGCAGUCCAACCGCUCCAUCUCACUCUCGACACCACCGGCAGGCGCAACGACGCCCUUACGCAGCCUUUCGGGAGCAUCCGCGCCCGGCUCAGGCCCGGGCGUAGCUUCGCUUCGGGCCGGGCCCGACGACAACCUGCUGGGCAGCGCAGGCCUCGGCCAGAUGGGCACGCUGCUCUGGUCGCAGCGCGAGGAGAGCGUCGUGCGCAACCGGCAAGGCAGCGUCCUCACCCGCGGCCUCAUCCUCAAAACCGACCACUUUGCCGGCGCAGCCCGCUCGGCCCACCUCAACCUGCACCUCCAGGGCGCACCCAACUUCCGAAAGGCCGACUGCUCCCUCGAAGUCUACGGCGUCGCCCAGCCCACAAUCACCGGCCUCAAGACCAUCCUCUCGGUCCUCAAGGCCAGGCCCAGCCGCGACACGCCCCCUUCGACCACCACCACCACCACCACCACCAACUCGUCGUCCGGCGCCACCGGCUCCUUUCCCGGAUGGUCGCCCACCGCAUCGCCGAACGCGCGGCCGACGCAGCCAGCGGCAGAGACGCCAAUGUCCCGCCCCUCGAGGCCGUCGCGCAGGUGCGUGUGGGUCUGCACCCGAGAGGAGCCCGUCAUCUACGUCGGCGGCCGCCCCUUUGUGCUGCGCGAGGCCGAGCGCCCCCUCUCGACCUUCGGCCUCAGCAUGCGCGCCGACAACCUCGAGGCCAUCGAGCUCCGCCUCAAGCAGGAUAUCCUGCGCGAGGCGGCAAAGUACGGCGGCCUGCUCAUGGUCCACGAGGAGACGGCGUCGGGCGACAUGUCGCCCACCUGGAUCGCCGUCGACAGCGACUCGGUCUACACGGUGCGCCAGGUGUGGGACCGCGUCAAGCAAGAGGGCUGGAGCGUCGACUACCACCGCAUCCCCAUUGCCGAGGACCAGGCCAUCGAGAACAACUACCUCGACGCCUACACCCAGGUCAUCAAGGACCUCGACCCCACCCAGACCAGCCUCGUGGCCAACUGCGGCGUCGGCUUCACCCGCACCACGUUUGCCAUGGUCGCCGCCGUCAUCCUCCGCCGCAAGCAGAUGCUCCUCAACGGCCACCCCGACCCCUUUGCCGGACUGCUGCAGCGGCAGGAGGCCGCCGCCGCCGCCUCGUCGACCCGGAGCCCGUCGGGUGCGGGCGCCGGCGGCGGCGGUGGUGGCGCAUCGACGCCCAACUCGAGCGUGGCCAAGUCGAUCCGCCAGGCCACCGAGCAGCACGCCCACAACCGCACGCUGCUGCGGCUGAUCCGCGUGCUCAACGAGAGCCUCUCGACCAAGGACUCGCAGAGCACCAUCGAGAUCCUCCUCUCGCAGCCGGCGCUCCUCGAGGCGCUGCGCAAGGCCAACUCGGGCGACUACGGCGUCAUCCGCCAGCUGUCGGGCCUGCUCGACGAGGGGCUCGAGAGCAAGGCCGUCGUCGACGCCGCUGUCGACUCGUGCGCCCACGUCACCAACCUCCGCGAGACAAUCCUCCACUCGCGCAUCAAGUACUCGACCGACGCCCUCGACGCCGACCAGUCGACCUACCACCUGGAAAAGGCCGCCAAGUCGCUCGAAAAGUACUUUUUCCUCGUCGCCUUCGCCAGCUACGUCAACGCCAGCAAGACGGCCACCUUCCAGCACCGCUUCGCCAGCUGGCUCAAGAACCGCGUCGAAAUCUGGCGCGGCAUCACGAUGAUCCGAUCAAAGGGCCGCAAGCUCUACUUCUUCGACCCGGUCAGCGACCUCUCGGUCAUCAGCCGCGGCGCCGCGGGGGAUCUCAAGGCGUCGUCGCGCAAGCUCCAGGGCCGCUUUGGCGAGGUCUCGGGUCAGGGCGCCCAGGUGCCCGGCGACGAGUUUGCCGAGUACGUCAUCCGCAACCGUGCCGGCGUCGUGCUGAGGCCAUUUACGCUGCUCAAGUGCGACAUCUGGAGGAAGUUUAUCGAGCGCAACGCCGGCCUGCCGGUCCGCGGCACCGUCAACUUCCGCCGCAUCCCCGGCAGCAACAUCUUUGCCACGGGCCAGCCGACGGUCGAGGGCAUCCGCAACGUCGUGGCGCAGUUGCAGGAGUACUACCAGCCGCCGCCGCAGCAGCAGCAGCAGCACAGCUACCUCGACGGGGAGGACGCGGCGGCGGCGAUGGCGCCCGACGCCUAUCCGCCGACGACGGUGACCUGGAUCAACCUGCGCGAGGAGCCGCUGGUCUACGUCAACGGCAAGCCCUACUGCCUGCGUCAGAAGGGCAUGUCGCUGCGCAACAUCAAGGCCUACAGCGGCAUCAACUGGGACCGCCUGCUGCUGCUCGAGGACCGGCUCAAGAACGACGUGCUCAACGAGCUCGAGGCGGGAGAGGGCCGGCUGCUGCUCCACACCGAGACGGCCGACGGCACCGUCGUGCCCAUCUGGGAAGAGGCGGCGCCGCACGACGUCGACACGAUCCAGGGCGUCAUGGCGCUGGCGGAGCGCGAGUGGAGGGACAAGGUGCAGCUGCGCUUCCGCAGGAUCCCUAUGACGGCCGAGAAGCCGCCGGACUUUUCCGACAUCAGCGAGCUGCUGUCGGUCGUGCUCAAGGCCAACAUUGACCGCUCGCCCAUCGUGCUCAACUGCCAGCUGGGCCGUGGGCGCAGCACCAUGACGGCCGUGCUGAUCCUGAUGAUCGCCCGAUGGCUCGACCAGCACAAGCCAGUCUACGACGAGCCGGACGCGGUGCUCGGCGGUCACGCCUUCCCGACGACGGACAGGGGAGCGGCGGCGGCGCCGCUGCGCAGCAUCGACGGCGGAAGCGAUGGCGCAUCGACUCCGCUCGGCGGUGGCGGCGGCGGCCGGGCCGUCUCGACCAGCAUCUUUGAUCCGCCGCCGUCGGACGAGGCCGUCAACCCCCGCCGCGAGCCGCUGAGCUACCACGUCAUCAACAGCCUGCUGCGCGUCAUCCCAAAGGGGCUCGAGGUCAAGCGGAUCGUCGACUCGUGCAUCGACCAGUGCUCGGGCGUCACGAAUCUGCGCGACGCCAUCGAGGACUCGCGGCUGGCGGCCGAGGACACCGAGGACGAGGCGCAGCGGCGCAAGCACAUCCAGUCGGCAAUCCACAACCUGCGGCGCUACUUUGAGCUCAUCAUCUUCCAGUCGUACCUGUCGCAGACGCGGCCGACGUCGCUCCAGUCGCAGUCGAGCUUCCGCGCCUUUGUCAUCCGCCAGCCCGUGUUCACGACGAUCGCCAAGGACUUUGAGAAGAUCGACAUCUCGACCAUCAUGCCGCUGCAGAAGGUCGACGCGAGCGACGGCGUGGCGCUGUCCGACGAGGUGCAGGACGUCGUGUCGCACCGCAGCGGCAGCAUCCUCAGCGCCUACACGAUGCUCAAGUCGGACUUUUUCAGCGGCAUCCUCAAGCUUGGCCUGCCGGAGCAGAUCGACGGCAUGCCCAACCUGCGCGGCGUGCCGCUGCUGCUGACUCCCCACCACGGCCUCACGGCUUCGGCCGUCACGCCGAGCGGCACGCCCCGGACGCCCUUCUACGCCCACGGCCGCGAGACGUGGGGCAGCGGCAUGCCGACCGUCGAGGGCCUGCGCCGCGGCCUGUCGCGGAUGGGCGCCGCGCCCAAUGGGCCCAACGCCGUCGUGUGGACCAGCCUGCGCGAGGAGCCGGUCCUCUACGUCAACGGGCGGCCGCACGUGCUGCGCCUGGCCGACCAGCCUGUGACCAACAUUGAGGCGACGGGCAUCACGACCGAGGUCGUCGAGGGCAUGGAGCUGUCGCUCAAGCACGACAUGCUCGAGGAGGCGCGCCAGCGCAACGGCCGGGUGCUGCUCCACGACGAGGUCGAGAUCAGCCAGGGCGAAUUCGACAUUAUCCCCGUGUGGGAGACGGUCAAGGAGGGCGACGUGCUGACGCCGCGCGAGGUCUACGAGCUGGUGCAGCGCGAGGGCUUCAAGGUCGACUACGCCCGGCUGGCUAUCACCGACGAGCAGGCGCCCGUGCCCGCCGUCUUUUCGCAGCUCGAGGCGCGCGUGAUCAAGGCGCUCCAGACGGGCUCGGCGUGCGUCUUCAACUGCCAGAUGGGGCGCGGCCGGACGACGACGGGCAUGGUGAUUGCGUCGCUCGUCUCGACCGUGUGGCACUAUGGCGACGAGAUGGUGACGGGCAACGACAUGGGCGGCUCGGCCAUGUUGGGCGGCGGAGGCAUCGAGGAGCCCGACUUUGGCAACCCCAAGGACGCCCUCGACAACCGCGAAGACGACCUGUGGCUGCAGGGCGAGUGGCGCACCAUCCUCCAGCUGGUGGGCGUGCUGAGCCACGGCAAGCUUGCCAAGAAGCUGACGGACCGGGCCAUUGACCGCAUGGAGGCGGUGCAGAACCUGCGCAAGGCCAUCUACGACUCGAAGCUGCGCGCCGACAAUGCCGAGGUGGGCACCAAGAAGCAAAAGCACCUGCACACCGUCUUUGUCAACUACCUGCAGCGAUAUGGCUACCUGAUCACGUUUGCAAACUACCUGCUGGAAAAGUCGGACGCGUGCGCCUUUGAGCCGCUUUCUGCGGCCUCGUCGCUCGGCGGCGGGCCCACGGACGACGACGAGCACAGCUUCUUCUCGUCGGUCGCCGGCGGGCGCAAGAGGUCCGAAUCGAUGAGCAGCAACGUAUCGACCUCGACGUCCAUGACGGGCAGCUCGUUCCUUGUCGCCCCCCUCGCCACCACCUCCGGCGCUACCGUCGCCAAGCACCAGCAACAGCAGCAGCAGCAGCAGCAGGAUGAUGGCAGUCGACGCUUUCCCACCUUCCUUGGCUGGUUGCAGCCCCGGCGGGAGAUCUUUAGCAUCCUCGGAAGGACGAAUCUCGAGUAG